This is a messenger RNA of Diospyros lotus (date-plum), 1285 nucleotides long. RefSeq names its product plant cysteine oxidase 1-like. Gene Ontology annotation, molecular function: oxidoreductase activity, acting on single donors with incorporation of molecular oxygen, incorporation of two atoms of oxygen. The record is from RefSeq and is a predicted model, not a curated record. Bases 312 to 1127 code for a protein of 271 amino acids. NCBI's taxonomy places the organism in Eukaryota, Viridiplantae, Streptophyta, Magnoliopsida, Ericales, Ebenaceae. The transcript is spliced from 5 exons.
CUCUCCCCACUAAUCCUCCUUCAAUGGCCCCUGGUUUUCAACCGGUUUCCCCCUUAUAUAUCACCACUACUCUCCUUUCCCUUUCUCAUCACCGCCUUCUGAUUUUCCACGCCUUUUCCUAGCGAUCCAAACGCUUCUCUCGUAUCUCAACCAACCAACGCGCAGUUCUUCGGAUCGUUUCUGCUUGCUUUUCGGCUGCCUACACGGAUUUACUGGCUGGAUUUUGGAGUUUAUCGGAUGUGAUUUGGAUAUUCCGGCACUAAUCUGCGAUUGGAAUCGUAAUUUGGGGAGAUUUGUGGAGUCGAUCGACGAUGCUGGAGCACAGGAGAGACACGGUAGGGUAUGUCCAUAAGAUCGUUAGGAAGAAGAAGUUCAAGCGAAAGAUGAAGCGCCGGACGCCGGACGGUUCGGUAACGUUGCAACGGCUGUACAUGUCGUGCCGAGAGGUGUUUAAAGGCCCCGGCACUGUUCCUUCCCCCGCUGAUGUGCAGAAGCUGUGCCACAUUCUUGAUGGUGUGGUGCCAGAAGAUUUCGGGCUAAGCAGGGAUUUGCAGUUCUUCCAGACCAAAGCUGCUGUGAAAGGGCAUCCAAGAGUCGCAGAAGCAACCAUAUACUCUUGCAAGAACUUUUCGUUGUGCUUAUUCUUCCUCCCGGCCUCUGGUGUCAUUCCUCUCCAUAACCACCCAGGAAUGACUGUUUUCAGCAAGCUUCUGCUCGGAACCAUGCACAUUAAAGCGUACGAUUGGGCAGAUCCUCUCAGUUCAGACCUCGCUGAGUCCACCUCAAAACCUAACCUAGCGAGGUUGAAAGCCGACAGCAUCUUCACAGCGCCAUGCAACUCUUCUGUAUUGUAUCCGACAUCAGGAGGCAACAUCCAUGAGUUCACAGCUAUAACGCCCUGUGCGGUGCUGGAUGUUCUUGGACCUCCAUAUUCUGGAGAGGAUGGUCGAGAUUGCUCGUUCUACAGAGACACUCCCUGCUUGGAUUUACCGAAUGGAGGAGAAAGGACGAUGGCCAAGGAAGAAGGUGAACGUUACGGAUGGCUAGAAGAGAUUGAGAUGCCGGAGGAAGCCCGUAUGGACAGCAUACCUUAUUUAGGGCCACAAAUUAUUGAGACUGGCCGCUAGCUACAACCAGAGGCAUAAUACCUUAAUUACAUCUGAAACAUUCUGUAUCUCACUUUUUUUUUUCUUCAUUUUGUUUGUUGCCUUUUUACGUGUGAAUCCAAGCAUGAAUGUAAAUGAAACGCGAUCUUUGAUAGUGUUUACAAGUUGAAGUUUUGAUA